This is a messenger RNA of Alexandromys fortis (reed vole), 4313 nucleotides long. It is a transcript of the gene Ankrd13b, whose product is annotated as ankyrin repeat domain 13B. The transcript is spliced from 15 exons. Gene Ontology annotation, molecular function: protein binding. Gene Ontology annotation, cellular component: cytoplasm. The record is from RefSeq and is a predicted model, not a curated record. Lineage: Eukaryota; Metazoa; Chordata; Mammalia; Rodentia; Cricetidae. The coding region runs from base 1168 to 3297 and encodes 709 amino acids.
CCUACCAAAGAGUCUGUAGGCUUGGUGGCCCCGGCACUGGAGGUGGGAAGCAGCCUGGCAGCUGAAACUGGGCGUGCAGCCCAGGAGCAGUGGCCGCCCGUUCACCCCAGAUCGACCCCCAUUUAUGGAAUUUCAUUUAUUAAAUGUCGAGGCGGCUGCUGGCAGGCCUGUCGCUUGGCUGCCUUUGUUUCCUAGCUGUGUGGGUGCGUCUCGAGCACGUGGCAGCCAGGGCGCAGAGACCAAAGGGAAAGCGACUUGGGUUUAGUGUCGGUAGACGACCAUCUGGCAAAAGGGGAACCUAGCUACCCAAAGAAUAGUUCCUCCAAAUGCAUGCUGACCUCGGUCCCUUCUUGUGCUACAGACUUGUUCAGGGGAAGAAUGAUUCACGGCCCCCUAACCCUGUCGCUCCAUCUUCCUAUUAGCUCAGGGACUGCCUGGGAGUGACCCUAAUAUUUACUCACGGUCCAAACUUUGUUCCAGAACCCCCAACCUCACCACAGCCAAGAUUCAGUGCUUGAAGGUGGCGAUAGAAGGGUUUCUGGGCACAGCUCAAGUGGAAUCACACACAAGGUUCUGAAAACGAUUUAAUGAGGUAGUGUACAAGCCUAGAGGCCUCUCCUAGAAGCUCCGCCUUUACUCUAGCCCCCUCCUCAACUCGGUCUGCAGUCACGACACUCUGCUGGCCCCUAGCGGACCUGGGCUGUGGAGCCGCCUGCCAGCUCCUCCCAGGCUGCAGAAAGGGGCGAGGCAGUCAGCUCCUCCCUCAGCCCUCCCGGGCCUGGCAACGCUGGCUGGGCAGGAGGCAGAAGAGAAGACCACACAAAGAAACCCGAGGGAGGCACCAGGAGUUUGCAAGCUUUUGCUGGCACCUCCCACACAAACACUCUUUAGAUUGUUGUUCUGAGUUGGCUUGGCGAGGAAUCCCUUACUUCUGCCUUGGUUAAGGUGGGCUCAAGGAAGGCAACACGUUCAUUCCUGCCACCUGUCAGCCUGGCUGAAGGAGAGAGACCAGUUUUCUGGCAGUUACUGUCCUUAGCUCACCCCUGCUCCCCGAGGUAGCAUCCAAUCCCAUUUUAGAGGUGAGUGGACUGGGAAACUCAGAAAUGUAAACAAUAUGCUUACAAUCAAGCUAUUGAUGAGGUGUUUAAACACAAGUCUCUUGACACCAUGAUCCGUUUUCUCUUUCAGGGCAUCUUGGUCCUUUUAACAUUUGCAGUUGGCCACCACAGAGGCCAUUUUCACUUUUACCACACUCUCUGCAAGGGAUCCUGUGGAAGGGCUCAUCUACUCUGGUCAUUCAGGAAGGAGGCAAUCUGGACUCAGCCAUUUCCCUUGGGCAGGGACCCACGUGGGAUGGAGGUGGACAUUGAACAACUGGAUCCCCGUGGUCGGACUCCCCUGCACCUGGCCACCACGCUGGGGCACCUGGAAUGUGCCCGUGUGCUCUUGGCACACGGCGCAGAUGUGGGCAGGGAGAAUCGCAGUGGUUGGACAGUGCUACAGGAGGCUGUGAGCACCAGGGACCUGGAGCUGGUGCAGCUGGUGCUGCGGUACCGAGACUACCAGCGGGUGGUGAAGCGACUGGCAGGCAUCCCCAUGCUCCUGGAGAAGCUCCGGAAGGCCCAGGAUUUCUACGUGGAGAUGAAAUGGGAGUUCACCAGCUGGGUGCCCCUGGUAUCCAAGAUCUGCCCUAGUGACACCUACAAAGUGUGGAAGAGUGGGCAGAACCUGAGGGUAGACACCACACUUCUGGGCUUUGACCAUAUGACCUGGCAGAGAGGGAAUCGCAGCUUUGUCUUCAGGGGUCAAGACACAAGUGCCGUGGUCAUGGAGAUAGACCAUGACCGCCGUGUGGUAUACAUGGAGACGCUGGCCCUGGCCGGGCAGGAUCGGGAACUGCUGCUGGCUGCUGCCCAACCCACUGAGGAGCAAGUGCUGAGCCGGCUCACUGCGCCGGUUGUCACCACACAGCUUGACACCAAGAACAUCUCCUUUGAGAGGAACAAGACUGGCAUUCUGGGCUGGCGCAGCGAGAAGACAGAGAUGGUGAAUGGGUAUGAAGCCAAGGUAUAUGGGGCCUCCAACGUGGAGCUCAUCACCCGGACUCGGACAGAGCAUCUUUCAGAACAACACAAAGGCAAGGCCAAAGGUUGUAAGACACCUCUGCAGUCUUUCUUGGGAAUUGCCGAGCAGCACGGGGGCCCCCAAAAUGGGACCCUGAUCACUCAGACCCUGAGCCAAGCCAACCCCACUGCCAUCACUGCGGAGGAAUACUUCAACCCCAACUUUGAGCUUGGCAACCGGGACAUGGGUCGUCCCAUGGAACUGACCACCAAGACACAGAAGUUCAAGGCCAAGCUGUGGCUGUGUGAGGAGCAUCCCCUGUCCCUGUGUGAGCAGGUGGCUCCCAUCAUUGACCUCAUGGCUGUCAGCAAUGCACUUUUCGCCAAGCUCCGGGACUUCAUCACCUUGCGCCUGCCUCCUGGCUUCCCAGUCAAGAUUGAAAUCCCCGUCUUUCAUAUUCUCAACGCCCGCAUCACCUUCGGGAACCUCAACGGCUGUGAUGAGCCAGUGCCCUCAGUGCGAGGCAGCCCCAGCAGCGAGACACCGUCCCCUGGCAGCGACUCCUCCAGCGUCAGCAGCUCCAGCUCUACCACCUCCUGCCGUGGCUGUGAGAUCUCACCUGCGUUGUUCGAGGCCCCCCGUGGCUACAGCGUGCUGGGUGGCCAGCGAGAGGCUGCGACUCGUGAUGAAGAUGAUGACCUGCUGCAGUUUGCCAUCCAGCAGAGCCUGCUUGAGGCAGGCAGUGAGUAUGACCAGGUCACCAUUUGGGAGGCGCUAACCAACAGCAAGCCAGGCACCCACCCCAUGUCCUGUGAAGGCCGCCGACAGGACAGGUGUCCCAGGUGUGCCGGGAGCGGGGAGCGCUCGACAAAUCCUCCCCACCCCCAGGAGCGCCCCACCCACGCCGCAGCGCCAGCCCGUGCCCCCGGCACCAGUGCCCAGCCCUCGGCCCAGCCCGGGUCCCAGCUCCAGCAGCCACGUGUUUCGGAGCUACGACGAGCAGCUGCGGCUGGCUAUGGAGUUGUCUGCGCAGGAGCAGGAGGAGAGACGGAGGCGAGCACGCCAGGAGGAGGAAGAGUUGGAGCGCAUCCUACGGCUCUCGCUGACCGAACAGUAGCGCCCUCUGCUGGGACCCUCGCUCACUCCACGCAGGACCCGGGUCCGCGCACCUGCCGUGCUGCUGCAGGAGUUUGGAGCCAUCACAUCGGGGGUGUAGGGGUGCACCAGGCUUGAGAUGCCAGGGGUUUGAUACAGGCGUGGAGUAACUCUCUUAAGCCAGAGCCCUAGAGGCAUGGCUGUUCUCCCCGCUUUGCUGUGCGGUGACCCCCUAAUCUGCUUCUCUGGACUUGGGUCUGUCCAGGGGCGGAGACAGGUGGUAUUGAAAAGGAAAUGAAUCCUUGAGAGGAGCAUUGUCCCUGUCCCGUGCUCCUUCUGGCUGGUCCUCCUUCUUGCUCACUGACCCCUCUCCAGGACACUGCCCCUGAAGCCUUCGCAUCUCAGCUCUUCACCCCUGGGAGGCAGCUGAUUGCCCUGUGUGCUGUGUCGCUGCUUUGUCCCAGACACAAACCAGCACAUCAAGGGCCCAGCCUCUCCUCACCCAGGCAUUUCAGCGUCAAGUGCACUUAGCGGGGUGCCCAGCUCCCCCAGCUCCCACACAAGCUCCCACACCUGUCCUGUGUCUCAGGGUGGUCCCAGCUUCUCCUUAGGCAGCCAGAAAUUGGAGUCCCCAUGCCCGCAGCACGUUUUUUAUUGUGAUCAGGGAGUGUGUCUAAGGUGCCCCCUAGUCUGGACAAGGCCUGAUUCCCUCAUGGUGCCUUGGGGAGUGGGGGCAGCAUAUUGGCUUGGGGGCAAGCACUAGACCCGACACAAAGGCAUUGAUCAGGGCCCUGGCACCAGUAUCACCGCCCACCCGUUCCUACCAGCUGCUGCUAGCCCUCUGUGGUUGUGCACCCCUCUUGCCCCCAUGCAGGGGCUGAAUAACACCCUUUAUCCAAUGGUGCUAACCCCGGCUCUCCCUGUUCCGCCCUACCCACCUAAAGAAGCACAGUCCCCCCUCCCUGGGCAGGGGCCCAUGCACACCCUUGUCUUGGGGCCACCUUCUUGCUGGCUUCUAUGCCAGGGGCUCAGAAGGGGCACAAAAGGGGGGUAAGGAAAGAGCAACAAAGUAAAGCUGUUCUUCCUAGUCCCUUCCCUGAUGCCAGGGGCACCAGACUGAUUCUGAGGCACAAAUAAAGAGGUUUCAAACCAGA